Monosiga brevicollis MX1 is the source of this 480-nucleotide messenger RNA. RefSeq lists its product as uncharacterized. The coding region runs from base 1 to 480 and encodes 159 amino acids. The transcript is spliced from 2 exons. The record is from RefSeq and is a predicted model, not a curated record. Lineage: Eukaryota; Choanoflagellata; Craspedida; Salpingoecidae.
AUGGCAAGGAUGGUGAACCAGUGCACAGUCGCUGCCCGGCUUGUCCGACUCAUGCUCGGGCUUGCUGUGAUAAGGUCGACACUUGCAUUAGAUGUCUUUGUUGCUACAGAUGGCUCAGACGCCAACAGCGGGACUCAGACAACACCUUUUGCCACCGUGGAGCGGGCCCUGCUAUUGCCGCAUGGCUGUCACCCGCACAACCGAAACCGGGUCUUUUUUCUGCAUGUUGACAUACCAUUGAUGCGCGUAGGCAGCUAUCCAUCAAAACGCCACUGCUGGCACCAAUACCAUCAACCUCGAGAGCGGUACCUACUACCUGCCAACCCGGGAGUCAAACAAACAAUCAAUAUCAACUUGAACCGUUGGUUUGACCAGCAGCAGAUGGUGAUUCAAUCAGCCACACCCCAUGACCCCGCGGUGAGUUCUGCUCGGAAUGAUCGCAAAACAGACCCCCUUCUGAUCUCCAAUGCAAAGUGCUAG